CAUCACAGCUUCUCCUUUGAUAUUUUUGGUGGAUCACUACAGAAACGGGGAAAACUCACCUUGUCACAGAGUGGUACAUUGUCUGCCAUAACCACUUCACUUGGCUGUAUAUUGCUGCUCUUAGAAACUUGGACACUUUUUGGUGAUACUACAAAAGGAUAUAAUGACUCAAGCUGCCUGUUCUUUGGGAUGCUAAUCAACAAAGAUUGUCUGGGUGUAGUUCCUCUUUGAACCAACAAAGAAUGACUGUUGCCUUGGAAAGAAAUUCUUUAGUUGCUUUCAUUGUCAGCCAGUUUGUGUGGUCACCAUAGGAGACGAUGCUGUGAUUUUAGCUUUCAGAAGUCCAAUCUACAUCGUCUCUUUUUCUCUUAACAUUCUCUUCUCUUCUGCCCUAUGAAGGAGACAAAGCUAGCUGAAACUGAUUCUACUGUUCAGAAGGCUGAAGAUAUGGUCAGCACAAUGCUUGCAAAGGGCUUUGUCUUGGGAAAGGAUGCCAUCAACAAGGCGAAGGUUUUUGACGAGCAGCACAAAUUGACCUCAAAUCCAUCGGCCACGGUAGCUUCCAUUGAUCGUAAAAUGGGUCUGAGUGAAAAGCUAAGCAUCGGGACGGCUGUGGUAAAUGACAAGUUGAAAGAGAUGGAUGAACGAUUCCAAGUAUCUGAAAAGACAAAGUCUGCCUUUGCCGUUUCCGAGCAGAAGGCAAGUAGUGCAGGAUCUGUCAUAAUGAGCAAUCGUUAUGUAUCUGCUGGAGCUUUGUGGUUUUCAAAUGCAUUUAGUGCAGUUGCAAAGGCAGCAGAAGAUGUUGGUGUGAUGACCAAGGAGAAGGUUGAAAAGGCUGAGGAGGACAAGCUGUAAUAUCUUUACAGGGAGAGAACAGCGAUUAUUAAGGACUUUGCGCAUAUCCAUCUCGAUGAAUCUUCAUCAGCAGAGCCUGCUAUUAUUCCUGUUUAUUCAGCUGACACCAAGAUGUUAUGCACUAAUUAAUGAUUUUGCAUGAG
Rubroshorea leprosula is the source of this 998-nucleotide messenger RNA. NCBI's taxonomy places the organism in Eukaryota, Viridiplantae, Streptophyta, Magnoliopsida, Malvales, Dipterocarpaceae. The record is from the annotation of a GenBank genome assembly.